Messenger RNA from Papilio polytes (common Mormon), 1797 nucleotides. RefSeq names its product 28S ribosomal protein S30, mitochondrial (gene mRpS30). Gene Ontology annotation, biological process: translation. Gene Ontology annotation, molecular function: structural constituent of ribosome. Gene Ontology annotation, cellular component: mitochondrial large ribosomal subunit; mitochondrion; ribosome. The record is from RefSeq and is a predicted model, not a curated record. NCBI's taxonomy places the organism in Eukaryota, Metazoa, Arthropoda, Insecta, Lepidoptera, Papilionidae. The coding region runs from base 89 to 1735 and encodes 548 amino acids. The transcript is spliced from 5 exons.
ACUGUCAGUUGGAUAUAACCUAAAAUAAUUUUGUCGUCGAGCUGUGUUUAUACGAUGUUAUUUUACUAAUAAAGUUAUCAAUUACAAAAUGCAUUUAUCAAAAUUAAAUAGAAAUAUAUCAAAAUUACAAUUAUGGACUAGAAGAUAUUCUCAUGCAGCACUACCUGACGAAAAUGAAUAUACGGAGACACCCGUGUAUCCCCCGAUAUUGGAUAUGUCGCUUCAAGGAAGAAAAUUGCGGGAGAGACAAUCCGUUCACGAGAAAAUAAAAAACUUGAAUACCGUCGAAGAAAAGCAAAUUGCACUAAACAUGCCGCGGUAUUAUGGAUGGAAAUGCGUUAUGUUAAAUGAAAAUAGAGUACCAUAUAAUGCUUUACCAUUGGUUCAGUGUUACACCAGGACACAUUUUAAACCUGUGAAUUCCUUACCGGAUGUGUAUUCUGAGACAAAUCCGUUAGCAGAACAAGUUGUAAAGGAAACAAAAUCAAUAAUUGAAGAUAUAAUCGCUGUUGAAUCUGAAAGUGUCAAGUACAUUCAUAACAAUUCUCAAGAGAAAUCUGAAGAGCAAUUGAAAGAAGAGAAUAUCACAAAAAAUAUAGUAAGGCAGAUAAACAGAGUUAUCUGUAACAAACUUGCUGAUAAAUUGCCACAUAUCUUUUCUGCACAAAUAGAUUAUGAACCCAGACAUGAAGCAUUCUGGUUUGUUGGUGGUGUUGAUGUACCUCAAAGUGUAAUCCAAUGGAGAAAACGGUUCAAUUGGAUGCAUGAUAGGCUUGAUGAAAACAUUGAUAGACCAGUCCAGUAUAUUGGAACACCACAUCUAGCUGUAAGAAGUCAGUUGCCCCUGAAGCCUAUUCUGCCAUAUGAGGAGGCAACAAACCCAGAUUUUAAAGUCCCUAAAUUCACUUAUGUACCUGAAAGUAUUGGCUAUUCCAUAGAACACAGGCACGGCACUAAUAUCCCAGGGUAUUGGCCUGGUGACUAUGAUGAAUUUGGCUUAUUAUCUUAUCAUGGCAGAGAUCAUAUAUUAAGUAGAAAGGAAACUUAUGGACAUGAAGAUAAUAUAAACGCCUUACAUUCACAAGCCUUGAAAGCUAGUUUCGGUUGGCUUCUAGCUCAAGCUAAUUAUCAAGGCUUCACCACUUACAAUGAUAUAACAUACCCACUUGUUACUCAAACUGUUAUAACUAAUGCCAAAUUAUGGUCAUUCUAUGUGUAUCAAAUGAAUACCAUCUCUAUGCAUAAUGAACAAAUGGAUGAGAAUCCAAAGCACAAUAUAUGCUUUGGUACAACACCUCUACAGUUGUAUGAUACUAUAGAAAAUGGUCAAGUGAAAGGCAUGAAUGAAGAUGUCUUAAAAAUGUUAGUUCAGUUUUACUUGAAUACUCCAGAAGAACGGGAACAUGACAUGAAACCAUACUUGGGUAAAGAUGAGCAACUCAUUGCUGAUAUUGAAGAUGAUAAUAAGCGCUGCUGGCUGGAGUCUACAUACAAACAUAUUGUUUCAAAUAGACCUAGACAUAAGUUGAUGCCAGAAAUAUAUUUAUGGGAAAGAAUUUACAAAAUUGAACAUAAUACCAGAUUCUUUGAAGCGAAGAGGCGGUUCUUUGAACGCGAUAUCAAUCCGUAUAAACGGCGAUUGAAUGAACAUUUACCACCUUAUAUUCCUAAAGCUCUCAGGGAAUAUCCAAGGUCUAAAAAGAAGUUUGAACGUACUUAUUAUCCUGAUGUUUAAAUAGAAUGAGUUUGUAUGAAAUAAUAAAAUCUAAAUAGAAUUUUGAUAGUAAGAUUAAUUUA